AUGAAAUCAUUUUUAAAUAAAAAUAAAAAUUCAAAAAAAAUAAUAAUAUUAGAUGAUAAUGAUUUUUCAAAAUAUCAACAAAGAUAUGAUUUACAAAAUCAAAAUAUUGAAAUAGUUAGUAGUCCACUCCAAAAUAUAAGAUCACAACAAAUUAAUGAUGGAGUACAAAUGUCAGGAUCUAUUCAAUCUGAUUUAUCAAGUUCAGAUAAUUUCACAAGCAGUGGUGGAUUUGGAGGUGGUGGUAAUAGUAGCUCAAAUACAAGUAAUAGAAAUAGUGACAAUAGUACACAACGUCCAUUAAUGGUUGAUAUUGGACUAGAAUAUAAAUAUAGAUUGGCAUUGGAACAGAAUCCAAAUGAUUUUAAAGCAUUAGUUAAAUGGGGUAGUUUAAUAUAUAAGAAUAUUAAAAAUCAAAUGGGUGGUAAACAUGUUGAUGUUUGUCUAAUGGAUUGGAAUGAAGAGUUAAUACCAAUACCACAAAAUAAUAAUAAUCAUCAUAAUCAUAAUCAUCAUAAUAAUCAUACAAGUGGUAAUUUCACAGGAAACAUUAAUAGUAAUACAACAUUAAGUAAUUCAUUCUUUGAAACUUUAAAUUCAUUUAACCUAAGAGAGCCAUUAUUUGAUGUUUGUGGAAAAUAUCAAUCAUCAUUACAAUUAUCUGGCGGUAGUAAUUUAUUAAAUAUUCCUUUCUCAACUUUAUUAAAUUAUAAUCUUAAUGAACAAUUAAAUAUUUUAGUUAAUAAUUUAAAUAAUUCAUCACCAUCAUCAUCAUCAUCAUCAAUAAAAACUAAAAAUACUACAUCCACAACUACAACUACAACAACUACAAAAAAUUUAAAUGAUAUUUCAAAUAAUAUAAAUAAUAGUAGAGUAUUAAGAUCAGUAUCAUUACCACCUGCACCACCUCCACCACCAACAGAAGAUCCAAAUUCACCAUGGUCAGAUCCAAUAUUAUGGAUGAAAUGGGGUGAUUGUUUAUUUCUUUUAUGUACAUAUUUAGAAUUACCAAUGUAUAGAGCAACUUGUGAAAAAUAUUUUAAAUGUAUACAGAUUUUAUUUAAACAACAAGAGAAACAACAUCAACAACAACAACAACAACAACAAAAUCAACAAGAUAAAGAAAAAUUUGAAAAACAAAAUAAUUAUAAUAUAAAAUUAUUAGCAAUUGUAUUAAGAAAAUGGGGUAUUACAUUAAGUAGAUAUAGUAGAAGAAUGAAAAGUCAAUUUUUAAUGUCAGAAUGGACAAGUGAUGAAAAUAUUCAAGUUGAAGAAUUAUGGAAAGUUUUACAUAGUCAAUCGAUUCAAUCAUUAUUGAUAAGUAAUAAAAUAUCGCCAUCAUUGGUAACACAAUAUCAUUUGGCUACGGCAUAUCAUCGUCAUGCAAUAACAUUGAAUCAAUUUGGAUGUCAAUCAAAAGAGGAAAUCUAUGGUUUAAUUACAAAUUCUUGUAAAAUUUAUUAUGAAACUUUAUUGGAAUCAUUAUCAGAUACAUUCUUACAGCAACUACAACUUCAACAACAACAACAACCAUGGCAUGAUAUUGAAUAUUAUAAUAAUAAUGAAAUAUUUAAUGAUCAAUUUAAAUCUAAAUCAUUAGAGAAUUGGGGUAGAGCAUUGGAUGUUCAAUUAUCAACCAAAUUAAAUGAUGAAGAGGAAACCAUUGAGAAAGAAGAAGAAGAUUUAAAUUCAGUCGAUGAAUAUUUAACAACAUUUUCAAAAUCAGUGUUAAAAGGUGUUACACCAUCAUUGGAAGGUGUGGUUUCAUUAUGUUUAAAUUCAAAGCAAGCACUUCAAUAUAAAGCAAUCAAUAGUGUCUCUGUUUUAUGUAGAUCAAGUGAAAUUGUAAAAUCACCAAUUUACAAUGAACUCAUGGAUCAAAUGACCAAAGUUGAAUCAUUCGUUUCAAAAAGAGAUGAUGCUGAAUCAUUAUUAUCUCAACAAAAAACUUUGAAAAGUAUGCCACCAAAAUUACAAGCAUACGUUCGUAUGAGUGGUUUAGGUGAAGAAGAAAUUAUGAGAAAUUUUGAAAUUGCUUGGAAUUCAAUUUAUUUCCUAACAAAAGAUACAAUUCCAAAUCAACCAAUACCACCAAACUAUUAUAGAUCAAAUAAAAAAAAUAAAUUAAAACAAAGACAAUUGAAUGAUAGUAAUAAUCAAGAUGAAAAAGAAGAACCUGAAGAAAUUAAACCACCUUUACUACCUUCAAUUCAUCGUACUAAUCAAUUAAAUAAUAAUAAUAAUAAUAAUAAUAAUAUAAAUAAUAAUAAUAUAAAUAAUAAUAAUAUAAAUAAUAAUAAAAAUGGUAAUAGUGGUGGUGAAACUCCAUCACCAUCAUCAUCUUUUGUUAUUACACCUUUUACAUCAAAUUCACAAUCAAAAUUUAAUACACAAAGACAAUUCCUCUCAAAUUCAACUUUAUUUAAUUUAUCUAGUAGUGGUAUUUUUACUAAUAAUAAUAAUAAUAAUAAUGGUGGUUCAACUAUAACUACUACAACAACCAAUAAUAUAUCACCAACUAAAACAAAUGGUUGGACUUUAACUUUACCAAGUAAAGCACCAACUAGAAGAGCAACAGUUUCAUUGAUUAAUAUAAAUGAUUUAAUUAAUCAGCAACAACAAAAUCAAAUAAAUUCUGUAUCAACAUUAUCACAAAAUAAUAUAAUAUUAAAUAAUAAUAAUAAUUUAGAUAAUAAACCAAUUUCAAAAUAUAUACCAAAUUCAAUUAUUAGAACAACAGUUAAUCCACCAUUAUUAUCAAGAUGUGAUGAAACUAUAUUUUCAAGUGGUACACCAUUACCAUUAUUUAGGGAUAAAAUUAAAUUGGGUACAGGUGCAUUUGGAAAUGUAUUUUAUGCAAUUAGAAAAUCAGAUUCAAGUCCUGUUGCAAUUAAAGUUUUAAUGGAACGUACUAAAAAAGAUAGUCCAAUCAUACCUGAACUCUAUAUUCAUAGUGCUUGUAAUCAUUCAAAUAUUGUUACCUACAUUGAAUCCUAUCUAUGUAAAGGUCAUGUUUGGAUCAUUUUAGAGUAUUGUGAUGGUGGUACAGUUAGAGAUUUACUUCAAGCAACUUGUACUCCUGGUAAUCCAAAUAAUUUACAAUUGUUUGAAGAGACUUUAAUCGCUUAUAUCAUCACAGAGUUAUUGGAAGGUUUGGUUUAUUUACGUUCAAAGGGUAUCAUUCAUAGAGAUUUAAAGAGUAGAAAUAUUUUGUUAACUAGAAAGGGUAAAGUAAAGAUUGCCGAUUUCGGUCUCGCUACAACUUGUAGUUUAGGUCGUGGUAGAACUCGUAUGUGUGGUACCAUGGGUAGAAUCGCUCCAGAGGUAAUUAGAAGAGAACCCUAUGACACCCAAUCUGAUAUCUAUAGUUUGGGUUGUUUAAUCAUUGAAAUGGCUGAAGGUACCGUUCCCUAUGGUAAAGAUUCCUCUUUGAAAGCAUUAUUCUAUACAGCAAUCCAUCAAUAUAAAUUACCAAAUCCUAAAAAGUAUACAAAAGAAUUUGUAGAUUUCCUUUAUCUUUGUUUAAAUCCUGACCCUUUCAAAAGACCAACACCUGAAAUGUUACUACAUCAUACUUUCCUAAGUGGUGCUGAUAGAGGUAAAUCAAUAUUAUUAGGUCGUUUUAAAAAUCAAGAUACAAGAAAAAAUUUACUUUUGGAUAAUUUUGUUGCUUUUUAA
Dictyostelium discoideum AX4 is the source of this 3675-nucleotide messenger RNA. RefSeq lists its product as hypothetical. The transcript has a single exon. NCBI's taxonomy places the organism in Eukaryota, Evosea, Eumycetozoa, Dictyosteliales, Dictyosteliaceae. Bases 1 to 3675 code for a protein of 1224 amino acids. The record is from RefSeq and is a predicted model, not a curated record. Gene Ontology annotation, molecular function: ATP binding; protein kinase activity; protein serine kinase activity.